GUACUUCCGGUUCACCGGGGUGAAGCAGCUCGAGCUCAGAUGUGAUGUCCUUCACGGAUUUUUUAUUUAAAUGAGAUUCAAAAAGGUGAAAAGUGAUUAUAGGUUCAGUUUGAUCAACCCGGAUCUUCUCCCGUAACCUGACGGAGCUGCGUGUUGAUCCGGGAUUCUUCGUGCAGUUUCAGGAAUGUCUUCGUUGUGGAGCCUCAGACCGGUGCUGACGUCACUGUUUCAAGCGUCCCAGCAUGCCUCUGCCUGGACGGGCCCCCUCCUCUCCAGGACGAUGGCCACCCUCAACCAGAUGCACCGCCAGGGGAAACCCAAACAGCCCCCUAAAUCUGUGGGCGCCUUGUUCGGCUGCCCCCAGAUGAAGGCGGUGAUCCUGAAGACGAUGAUCCGAAAGCCCAAGAAGCCCAACUCUGCCAACAGGAAGUGCGUUCGGGUGCGGCUGUCCAAUGGGAAGGAGGCGAUUGCUUUCAUCCCCGGGGAGGGACACAACCUGCAAGAGCACAACGUGGUGCUGGUGCAGGGCGGCCGGACGCAGGACCUGCCUGGCGUCAAACUCACCGUGGUCAGAGGCAAAUAUGACUGUGCUCAUGUGGUGAAGAAGAAGCAGUGAGGGACUGACUGUGGGGGGCGGUGGCUUUGUUGUCAAUAAAUGUGUUCACUCCUAAAUGUCACAGUUUUAUUGGACCAGAACUACGUGGACACCUGAGCAUUUGGUGUCAAUGUGUUGCUGACUCCAUGUCCGUCAGUGUGCCUCCAGUAUUCUGGUUUCAGUCUUGAUGUCGAAGCUGCUGCGGGAUUUCAGGCGUCAGCUGUGACGUUUGGUGAAAACAUCUGGCUCUCAGUCUGUUUUAUUCACAACUGAAGUGUUAUUUAUACGCCAUUUUCCACGAAAGGCAGAAAAACAGCAGAAAGACAAGAAUAAAACAAUAAAAUCAUAUAUCAAAAAAGAAAAAUAUGACAAAUGUGUGUUGUAUUGAUUACAAAGUCAAACUCAA
Messenger RNA from Stegastes partitus (bicolor damselfish), 1001 nucleotides. It is a transcript of the gene mrps12, whose product is annotated as mitochondrial ribosomal protein S12. Gene Ontology annotation, biological process: translation. The transcript has 3 exons. Gene Ontology annotation, cellular component: small ribosomal subunit; ribosome. The record is from RefSeq and is a predicted model, not a curated record. Gene Ontology annotation, molecular function: structural constituent of ribosome. The coding region runs from base 185 to 616 and encodes 143 amino acids. Lineage: Eukaryota; Metazoa; Chordata; Actinopteri; Pomacentridae.